AUGUCUAAAUAAAACUUAAGCAACUACAUCAAAUUUUUAAAUCAUAUCACAGAUUUAGAGCAAAAAGGUCUCAUUUCUUCAAAACAAAAACAUCUUUUGAAAAUGAAUCUCAAAACGAAAGAAUAACUAUUAGAAAAAUUGAUUUGCUCUUUUGAGGAUGAGCACAAUAACUAAAAUGCUAUAUUUUCAUAUUUAAAUGUAAUAGAACCAAAAACUCGGGCUAGAUGUCACUCUUCCUAGGAAAAUGAAGCUCCAUUAAUGUUUAGAAAUAACCAUAACACUCAUUCAUAAGUUACUUCUUUUAAUGAGUCCAGAUUGAUUGCCCAUUUGGAUGAUCUUAAUGAUGAAUUAAUGAAUAUUUGGCAAUCAGAAUCAUAGCUGGUAAGAUUACAUUAAUGACAUCUAGCUCUUUAAUCAAGAAAUAAAUGAAAAAUUAAAAAAAGUUGGAGAAUUAAUAGCAAAAACUGCUACUUCAACACCUUGUGGAUCUUAAAAACAAGUCAUUAAUGCUAUUGAAACCCUAUCCAUUAUAGAUGGUCUUAAAUAACUUUAUAAAGACUUGAAAGUAAAAAUUGAUUUUUAUUAAAGCAACAUUUUAAUGAUUAUUUACGUUGUCAUAUUUUGUUGAUGGAUAAUUAAUUCACUACUUAGAAUUUGUAUAAAAUGUUAAGAGCUUUUAUGAAAAAUUUAGUAGAUGCGGAUGAAGUUACAUUCAUUAUAAANUAUCAUACGAACUAUAAACUUAAAUAAUAAAGAAGUUGA
Messenger RNA from Paramecium sonneborni, 762 nucleotides. Lineage: Eukaryota; Ciliophora; Oligohymenophorea; Peniculida; Parameciidae. The record is from the annotation of a GenBank genome assembly.